AUGAAGAUUCAGUCUCCAUCAUUACUCCUUCUCCUCCUUCCGGUGCUGUCAACGGCCACAGUCACCACCAAAUCGUUCAGUGUGCCAUCUGCUCCUGCAUCGCGAGGAGCUUCAACCCUUGAUACCCGAUAUGUCGAUGCUGAGCUUGCCCCCAACGCUGUGAAAGGAUCGUCAGACGCCCCUGUAGACGGCAAGGAUGGCCGACCUCACGCUGGCCCGUGGGUAGAGACCACCGCGGAUAGGGAUCGCAAGAGUGGCAAAGGAAGCGAUGAUAUAGACCUUGUUUCAACAAAACUCGAUACCAAGAUCCCUUCGGUGGGCCACAUCACUGAGGAUGGGAAAAUGAUUCCGCAUUCCAAUGGUGGCGUGAUGGACGACCCGCACCGCGCGGGUCCUCAGGAAGGCACACGUGGUACGGAAGGGGGAGUUACUGAGAAGGGGAAGGACGACCUGUAUAAUUCUGCCAAGGUCCCUGACAGCCCUAAAGAGGCGCUGCCGCUGCCCCACAGCGAGAAACAGAAGUUGCCCACGAAUGAUGAGACUACGGGAAGCGGGCGCACUGCUGAAGGUGCAGGCACGCUUGGCAUGUUGGAGAAACCCGCCGAUCUAACUGACAAGCCCCACGAUAUCCCUCACCCCAAAUCUCCCUCGCAGGCCAAGGACGACCCUCUGUCUGUCCAACAUGGCUCCGCCGGCUCCGGCUACCCCAGCUCGUCCUCCCCCAACAAGGGCGAAGAUAUCACCGAGACCGAUGGUCUCCACUCUCUGUUGUUCUCUUUCACCAUGAUUCUCGUAUCUGAGAUCGGCGAUAAGACCUUCCUUGUCGCCGCACUCAUGGCAAUGCGACACCCUCGCCUGGUGGUCUUCUCGUCGGCAUUCUGUGCCUUGGCCACUAUGACCGUCCUCUCUGCCGUCCUCGGUCACGCCGUUCCUACCUUAAUCCCCAAGACCCUCACCAAGUUCAUGGCAGGGUUCCUAUUCUUGAUCUUCGGUGCGAAGAUGUUCAAGGAAGGCCGGGAGAUGGACCCAGAGGAGGGUGUUGGCGAGGAGAUGCGGGAGGUUGAAAUGGAACUUGAGGAGAAAGAGCAAGAACAGAUGCGCAUGGGUCGCCGUCGCUCAUCGGUCACUCCCCAAUCCUUGGAGGCUGGCCGUGUCCCCAAGUCCCGUGGCUCUCGCAAUCGCCUGCCCUCGCCCCCGGAGAGCAUUUCCUCAUCUUCCUCCCGUGGCUCAUCUCCUCGCCCCCAGCGUCGCUGGAACGACUUACUGGUCGGCGUGAGCAAUCUCUUCUCUCUUCUGCUCAGCCCCGCGUGGGUGCAGACCUUUGUCAUGACUUUCCUCGGCGAAUGGGGUGACCGCAGCCAAAUCGCCACCAUUGCGAUGGCCGCUGGUCAAGAUUACUGGUGGGUGACUGUUGGUGCGACCGCUGGCCACGGAAUCUGCACUGCUGCCGCCGUAAUUGGUGGACGUGCGAUUGCUGGUCGGGUCAGCAUGCGCGUUGUGACUUUGGGUGGUGCUGCGGCCUUCCUUGUCUUUGGAAUAAUCUAUCUCAUAGAGGCGCUCUACUAA
This is a messenger RNA of Penicillium odoratum, 1566 nucleotides long. RefSeq names its product TMEM165/GDT1 family protein. Gene Ontology annotation, cellular component: Golgi apparatus; fungal-type vacuole membrane. Bases 1 to 1566 code for a protein of 521 amino acids. The transcript has 3 exons. Gene Ontology annotation, molecular function: calcium ion transmembrane transporter activity; manganese ion transmembrane transporter activity. The record is from RefSeq and is a predicted model, not a curated record. Lineage: Eukaryota; Fungi; Ascomycota; Eurotiomycetes; Eurotiales; Aspergillaceae. Gene Ontology annotation, biological process: Golgi calcium ion transport; manganese ion transmembrane transport; calcium ion transmembrane transport.